This is a messenger RNA of Candida tropicalis MYA-3404, 1152 nucleotides long. It is a transcript of the gene PDB1, whose product is annotated as pyruvate dehydrogenase (acetyl-transferring) subunit E1 beta. Gene Ontology annotation, biological process: pyruvate decarboxylation to acetyl-CoA. Bases 1 to 1152 code for a protein of 383 amino acids. The record is from RefSeq and is a predicted model, not a curated record. The transcript has a single exon. NCBI's taxonomy places the organism in Eukaryota, Fungi, Ascomycota, Pichiomycetes, Serinales, Debaryomycetaceae. Gene Ontology annotation, molecular function: pyruvate dehydrogenase (acetyl-transferring) activity.
AUGGCUCCAAUCACAUCAUCAGUUGCUAAGACUGCUCAAUUAGCAGCACAAGCUAUGAAAUAUAAUGUUAAACCAUCAAUGAAAACAAUUGGUCAAUAUCAAGCAUUAAGAAUGAUGGAUAUGACCAAUCUUCGUUCAAAUUCAACUAAAUCAGGUCCACAAGAAAUGACAGUUAGAGAUGCCCUUAACUCUGGUUUAGCUGAAGAAUUGGAUCGUGAUGAUGAUGUUUUUUUAAUGGGUGAAGAAGUUGCUCAAUAUAAUGGUGCUUAUAAAGUUAGUAGAGGUUUGUUGGAUAGAUUUGGUGAAAGAAGAGUUAUUGAUACUCCAAUUACUGAAAUGGGUUUCACUGGUUUAGCAGUUGGUGCUGCUUUACAUGGUUUAAAACCAGUUUUGGAAUUUAUGACUUUUAAUUUUGCCAUGCAAGCAAUUGAUCAUAUUAUUAAUUCUGCUGCUAAAACUUAUUAUAUGAGUGGUGGUAUUCAACCAUGUAAUAUUACUUUUAGAGGUCCAAAUGGUGCUGCUGCUGGUGUUGCUGCUCAACAUUCUCAAUGUUAUGCUGCUUGGUAUGGUUCCAUUCCAGGUUUGAAAGUUCUUUCUCCAUAUUCUGCUGAAGAUUACAAAGGUUUGAUUAAAGCUUCUAUUAGAGAUCCAAACCCUGUUGUUUUCUUGGAAAAUGAAAUUGCUUAUGGUGAAAGUUUCCCAAUGAGUGAAGAAGCUUUAUCUAGUGAUUUUGUUUUACCAAUUGGUAAAGCCAAGAUUGAAAAAGAAGGUACUGAUUUGACUAUAAUAGGUCAUUCUAGAGCAGUUAAAUUCUGUGUUGAAGCUGCUGAAAAAUUGGAAAAAGAAUAUGGUGUUAAAGCUGAAGUUGUUAACUUGAGAUCUAUUAAACCUCUUGAUACUGAUACUAUUUUUGCUUCUAUUAAGAAAACCAACCAUGUUGUUACUGUUGAAAAUGGUUUCCCAGCUUUUGGUGUUGGUUCUGAAAUUUGUGCACAAAUUAUGGAAAGUGAUACCUUUGAUUACUUGGAUGCCCCAGUUGAAAGAGUCACUGGUUGUGAAGUUCCAACUCCUUAUGCUAAAGAAUUGGAAGACUUUGCUUUCCCAGAUACCGAAGUUAUCAUGAGAGCUUCUAAGAAGGUUUUGGGUUUGUAA